UGAAAGACAUUCGGUUAGAUGGUGUCUAGUACAGUAGAUAUGCUACUUACAGUACACAUGUGUGUAAGACUUAGAAAUUGUAUAACCCCGUUCAAACCAAUUAGUAAAUUCCUUUAUUGCGUCUAAUUUGCAAAUGACUACUAAGACUAAAUACAGAAUAGAUAACUGGGAGCAUUCUCUCUGAAAGGUAAGCAACCAGUCUAGUUAGAGGUAGCCUAUUCCAUGGAGCUACCCAACGCUGUCGUGGAUAUGAAUACCCUGUGGACAAUAUAAUCGAUCAAUAUGGGAUUCUUUAAGGCGGGACACGGUAGAAAUUAAUCUGUACCACGGCACAUUCCCGACAGCAAACGACGAUAAGACCUAAGAGGCACUCCCUGGCUGUCUGGCGCGCGUAGAGAUGCGCGUGGGGGGAUGCCCGGUGAUUUCCUACCGCUGUAGAAUCCUAAUGUGCACCACGCUGCGUUAUUACCUCUGCUGCGGCUCGCGAACCGCCUGUCAGGUUACCGGCGUCGAGCCUCACACUACAGGCACGGGACGAAACUGCGCGUUGCGCCGGAGGUUUCUGCUUUUAAUUGCUCCCGUUCCUUCGUUUUCUUCUAGAAGGCAUAAACUACCGUGGAACUGAAUGUUUUAUGAAGAAUACGUGUUCCGGAGCUUUGUUUUUUUUCUUUAAGCUUUUCUCGCUUUUCAUAUUCUUGUUUCAUCAAGUGAGAUUGAGGGCGAAGUAGAGAAGAGGAUAGCAUGGGCGAAACCCUGGGGUUUUGUCUGUAAUUCGAAAUGGACCCGGUCUUGUCACGGCGAGCCAAAGACGAUGAGGCCGGGCCGGGCGAGCCGGGGCGGGGUCCAGUGAGGAUGAGCGUGCGUCUCCUGUGGGACGACCCGCUGCACCUCACCUGGACGAUGGAGGCGGAGCCCUUCACCUCCACGCUGCUGCGGUCGGGGGGCCCCGUGCUCGACCCCGGCAUGACCCUGGAGCAGAAGACCACCUUCGUCUUCGUCAUCUUCCUCUUCAUCUUCCUGGGCAUCCUGAUCAUCCGCUGCUUCCGCAUCCUGCUGGACCCCUACCGCAGCAUGCCCACCUCCACCUGGGGCGACGGCCUGGACGGCCUGGAGAAGGGCCAGUUCGACUACGCCCUGGCGUAGAGAAGGGGCCGCCCCCGUGGGGGCCCCCCAGUUUCUGGCAGGAGUCUCCGCCUCCUCCCUGUCGCCGUCAACGCAGAGCGCUCGGAAACGUGAGCAUCAGACAGCGCCCGCUAUGUGACUGACCCGCUGUCCUUUCCUGUGACCGCUCACGGAAAAGAUCGGAUUUCUUGCGUAGGGUAGUACUGCAGCUUAUCCACGUACGCUGUGACCGAACCACCCUGCUGCGGUAGGAACCGCGAGGUUCGCCCACAGUUACAUCCUAAAUGUCCCCGGUCACAUACCGCUUCGUGUGACAUUGAACCGUUCCUCUAAUAAAUCACAGUUGCGCGCGCUCUCCGGUGAAGGUGAAGAGACAUUGAUCAACGGCAGAACUGCAAAGGACGUUUGGUUAACAUCCACCCGGUCCCAUUAGGACUAGGCCCCAGUGGCCGUAAAUUACAAAUCAAGUUGGGGUAACCCUGCGCGGAUUGGCCUGAUCAAUCACAAUUGGUGUUGCUCUGUGUUUCUAAUUUUUCCAUUGGCAAGAGAGUGAAAUGUCUUGAAUCCCAGGGGGCCAAUCGGGGUAUUAAACGGAUGGAGCUUCCAUAACGAACUACAGCAAAUGCUGUCCACUCCGUGCUCUGUUUUUUUUUUUCUGCAUUCAAUCAUACUUAGAGGUUUGUCUGAAGGUAGGGAUUCGGCUUGCGAUUGUGGUAAGUGAUGCCGUUACUUUAUCUGCUUGUCCAAAAAUUUGCCCCCACAAAUCAAUAUUUGGACAAACAGUGGAAUGAUGAGUAAUUUCUUCUCCUUCGGACUUUGAAGCGUACGCCCCGCCCUGUGCCAGGAACACCAUUUAAUCCCUUGAAGCCUGUCAUUAAAACUAUAUUAGUUUACACA
Anguilla anguilla (European eel) is the source of this 2019-nucleotide messenger RNA. Its product is annotated as cortexin-3-like. Bases 778 to 1143 code for a protein of 121 amino acids. The transcript is spliced from 2 exons. NCBI's taxonomy places the organism in Eukaryota, Metazoa, Chordata, Actinopteri, Anguilliformes, Anguillidae. The record is from RefSeq and is a predicted model, not a curated record.